AUGGAUAACUACGAAAUAUUAGGCUAAAUCGGAAAGGGUAGCUUUGGUUUAGUAUAAAAGAUUAAAAGGAAAUCCGACGGGAAAGUACUUGUUUGGAAAGAAAUGAAUUAUGGAAGAAUGAGUGAAAGAGAAAAGCAAUAGCUUGUAGCAGAAGUAAAUAUAAUACGAGAGCUUAAACACCCAAAUAUAGUGAGAUAUUAUGACAGAAUCAUUGAGAAAAAAGACACUAAAAUUUAUAUUAUUAUGGAAUACUGCGAGGGAGGAGAUGUAGGCACUCUCUUAAAGAAAUGCAAGAAAGAAAAAGAUUAUAUUGCUGAAGAUGUUAUUUGGAAAAUAUUUACUUAAAUAAUUCUUGCACUCAAUGAAUGUCACAACAGACCUUAGGGAAAAAUAUUACACAGAGAUCUUAAACCUGCAAAUAUAUUUCUUGACGCUUAAAAUAAUAUUAAACUAGGCGAUUUUGGUUUAAGUAGAGUCAUGGGAGAAUAAUCUGAAUUUGCAGAUACACAUGUAGGAACACCAUACUACAUGUCACCUGAGUAAAUAUAAGAGAAAAAAUAUAAUGAAAAGAGUGAUAUUUGGAGUGCUGGUUGUCUUUUAUAUGAAAUGGCUGCUUUAAAGCCUCCCUUUGAAGCUACUAAUCAUCUUUCACUUGCUAUAAAAAUUAAAAGUGGUAAAUUUGAAAGACUACCUUUAAGAUACAGUGAAGAAUUGUAAAAAUUAAUUGAAAGUAUGGUUCAUAUAGACCCUGAAAAGAGACCUUCUGUUUAAAAUAUUCUCGAAUUGCCAUAAAUAAACCUUCGUUUGAAGGAAAGAAAGUUGAGAGAAAAGCACUCUUAAAUAAAAUUAAAAGAAGACGAGCUAAAAAAGCGCGAGGAACAACUGCAAGAAAGAAUUGAUUAAAUAGAAAAAAAGGAAAAAGACUUAACUGCCCAAGAAUAAACUUUAAAGGAUUUGGAGGAAUAAGUAAAAUAAAUUGAAGCUCAGUUAAACAUAAGGUCAUCUCAAAAUUCACUUCAAUAAUCUGAAGAAGAUAUUUUUUAAAGAUAAGAUAAAUAGACAAAUAAUAAUAACAAUGCAGGAGUAUUACCUUAAAAAAGUGCAAGAGGAGAAUAUUAAUUGCUAAGUUAAAAUUUAAACAGUUUUGGUAAAGACCUCAUGAUGCUAAAUAAAGGCAGCGUUGAAAACAAUAGUAGUGGCAGCUCAAGUAAAAAUAGCACUGCUACAGCAUCAAAUAAUACUUUUGAGAUAUUUAAAAAAGAAAAAGAAAAUAUGAUAAACAAUGGAAGCAAUAUCUAAAGCAAUUUAUAAAGUAUAGAGAAUUACAGAAAAGAAAAGGAAAUUCAAAAAUAGCUUUAAUCUUACUCAAGCAACAAAUAUCCAAUCUUUUAAAAAUCUAAUUCAUCUAUUGUUUCCUAGAGUUUAACGGAUUAAUAAAUGCUAUUGCAACAAUAAAGCUCUUAGGAUACAACUUCAUCUUAAGUAGUUUAGCAAUAAUCUAGUGAAAAUAAUUAAUCUAAUUUGAAAUUAAGGGGUAAUAUUGCUGAUACCUAGUAAACAUAAAGCAGCUGUUCUUCUAACUCCAGCAACAAUGAUGCUAAUGCUAGUAACCCUAUAACAGCAAACACUAAAGACAAAAAUUAUACUCUGUACUAGAGAAGAGAGCAAGAAGCUUUUUAAAAAACUCCUAACAAUAACAGCAAUUUACACUAAAAUUAUCAUACUUUGAAUAGAUAAGGGGAAAUUGAAAGUGUAACUAAAAAACAUACUUCUUAUUCAAAAGACCAUUAAUACAAGUCUGUGGAUCAUUUCACAUCUAUUUAAAAUAACAACAACUCUAGCUCAAAAAAAGAUGAGAGUACUGCCUUUAGUACUACUUGUAAGUAAAUACCUUAGUCAGCAUCAUAAAAUUAGAAUAUUGCAAACCAAAGUAGUAAUAAAUCUUCUCAUAAAAGCAGCAGUGAAAAUCUCCCUAAAAAGAGUACUGUUGCUUAAAUUUCUUCUACAAAUAACUAAAAUUAAAUUGAUAAUUAAAACUAAGAAAAUUCUUCUGCUGCUUCUAAUAAUAACAAUAAUAAUAAUAAUACAGGAAUGUCUGCAUUUGAAAGAUACAAAGCUUCCAUUUUAUAGCAGUAACAAUAGUAAUAAAAUUAAAAUAAUAAUGGUUAUUAAAAUAAAUAUGCAUAAAUUAAAUCUAAAGUGCGUUAAGCAAGUUAAGAUUCCAUGGAUGAUAAUGAAUAAUAAACUAUGAACAAUAAUUACACUUCAAAGCUUCAUACAUAAUAACCCAUUUCAAGUAAAUUAAGAGCACAGACAUCAAUCGAUUCAGUUUCUGUAAAAUAAAACCAAGAUAAUAAAAACUACUUGCUUAAUUAUAAAAAGGAUGCUCCUUCUGGUAGCACAGCAUCAGCUGCAACAAUUACUAGAAGAUCAGCAAACACUACAAUAGAUUCAGUAAAGUAUUCUCAAAUUAAUAAUUCUUCAAAUAUGUAAGGACCUACUAAUAAUAAUAAUUAAAAUGCCUCUUAUGAGAUAUAUAAAUAAGCAAACAUAAAAAGAACAGAUAGUUAUAAAGAAAACACUUUCAAAAAUAUAAUGUAAUAAAAUAAUUUCAUCAAUAAGCAAUAAGAAGCUGCAACUCAAUCUUCUUCUAAUAAUAAUUAACAAAUACAUUCUUCAACAAAUUUAGCUUAAAAUUAAAAGAAUUUUUAGAAAAACAGAUCAUCAUUAGAGCCUAAAAAUAGAUUCCACUCUUAGCAUAGCACAACUUCAUCAUCAUCAACAACAACAGCAUAAACUGCUAUACAAUCUACACAAUAACCAUAGUAGUCUUCAUCGUAGGUUGCUUUAAACUCAAAUAAACCUCCAAUUACUAUGAUGAAUAACAAUGGAGCAUUAAAUGGGAAUAGUAAUAAUAACGAAGAUGCCUUACUUAAUUUCAAAACGCUCCCUAAUACCGAAUUUCAAUAUGAUUCCAAUAAUGUUAAUAAAAUGUAAAUAAAGAAGAAAAACAAUAACAGCUUCACAACAACAUCAUAAAAUAUAAGCAACACUUAUUUAAAUAGUAACAAUAAUUAUAUAAAUAAUUAACCACGUUCUACUACUAAUAGUAACACAAUAGGUAAUAACUCAGCUCGUAUAAAUAAUACAGAAUAAAGUAUUGAAAGAAAAAAAGAAUUUCCUCGUCCUAGAAAUAAUUAUCUGUUACCUUAAUCCAGAUAAACUUUAAACAGUAAUCAAAAUCCAGAUGCUAAUAUAAAGAAUUAUUUCUCAGAAUAACCAAGCAACCUUAUGACUGUGCAGACAGACUAAUUGUAUAAUAAAUAUAAUUUAAGAAAGAUAGGCGAUAACAUUAUUUCUCCAUCAGUAUAGCACGUUUCAUCAAACUAAUAUAGAACUGCUACUUAAUACUGA
Tetrahymena thermophila SB210 is the source of this 3414-nucleotide messenger RNA. RefSeq names its product plant dual-specificity MAP kinase kinase family domain protein. The record is from RefSeq and is a predicted model, not a curated record. Lineage: Eukaryota; Ciliophora; Oligohymenophorea; Hymenostomatida; Tetrahymenidae. The transcript has 2 exons. Gene Ontology annotation, molecular function: protein kinase activity; ATP binding. Gene Ontology annotation, biological process: protein phosphorylation.